Molecule: messenger RNA, 3326 nt
Organism: Otolemur garnettii (small-eared galago)
Lineage: Eukaryota; Metazoa; Chordata; Mammalia; Primates; Galagidae
Gene: ITGA8
Product: integrin subunit alpha 8
Exons: 30
Coding region: 131-3322 (1063 amino acids)
Biological process (GO): cell-cell adhesion; cell-matrix adhesion; integrin-mediated signaling pathway
Cellular component (GO): integrin complex; external side of plasma membrane
Molecular function (GO): integrin binding
Source: RefSeq, a predicted model, not a curated record
CCGCGGGAACACUGCGCGCACUGACCGGGGACCUGGGUAUCUGGGGCCCGCCGGACGGCACCCUCGCCGCCUGCCCCGCCGGGGUCCUGGGCUCCCGCUCCCCGGGGAGCAGCCGCCGGGACGCAGGGCGAUGUGGGCUGGGGCCCGCCGCGGUCCCCGGGGCAGCCGGGCGCAGCCGCUCGCGCCCCUCUGGUGCCUCUCGGCGGCGCUGGGAAUGAUGCUGGGCUCCCCCGCCUCGCAGGCGUUCAACUUGGACGUGGACAAGAUCACGGUGUACAGCGGCCCCGAGGGCAGCUACUUCGGCUACGCGGUAGACUUUCACAUUCCCGACGCCCGCACAGCGAGCGUCUUGGUGGGCGCACCCAAAGCCAAUACCAGCCAGCCCGACAUCGUGGAAGGGGGAGCCGUCUACUACUGUCCUUGGCCGGCCCAGGGGUCCGCGCGGUGCAGGCAGAUACCAUUUGACACCACCAACAACAGAAAGAUCAGAGUUAAUGGAACCAAAGAACCUGUAGAGUUUAAAUCAAAUCAAUGGUUCGGGGCAACAGUGAAGGCUUACAAAGGGAAAGUCGUGGCCUGUGCUCCUUUAUAUCACUGGAGGACUCUUAAACCAGCACCCGCAAAGGACCCAGUUGGCACCUGCUACGUUGCAAUUCAGAAUUUCAGUGCCUAUGCUGAGUAUUCUCCCUGUCGAAACAGCAAUGCUGAUCCUGAAGGCCAGGGUUACUGCCAAGCAGGAUUUAGUCUGGAUUUUUAUAAGAAUGGAGACCUAAUUGUAGGAGGACCCGGGAGUUUUUACUGGCAAGGUCAGGUGAUCACGGCCAGUAUUGCAGACAUCAUUGCAAAUUACUCAUUCAAGGAUAUUCUAAGGAAGCUGGCUGGAGAAAAGCAGACAGAAGUGGCCCCAGCUUCCUAUGAUGACAGUUACCUGGGAUACUCAGUUGCUACAGGGGAAUUUACUGGAGACUCUCAGCAAGAAUUGGUUGCCGGCGUUCCAAGAGGAGCACAGAAUUUUGGAUAUGUUUCAAUCAUUAACUCUACAGAUAUGACCUUUAUUCAGAAUUUCACUGGUGAACAGAUGGCAUCUUAUUUUGGGUACACUGUCAUAGUAUCAGAUGUUAACAAUGAUGGAAUGGAUGACAUACUGGUUGGAGCACCUCUCUUUAUGGACCGUGAAUUUGAGAGUAACCCUCGGGAAGUAGGGCAAAUCUACCUUUAUUUGCAAGCGAGCGCUCUCGUCUUCAGAAACCCCCAGGUCCUCACUGGCUCUGAGAUUUUUGGGAGAUUCGGUAGCUCCCUGGCGCACUUAGGGGACCUGAACCAAGAUGGAUAUAAUGACAUUGCCAUCGGGGUGCCCUUUGCAGGCAAGGACCAAAGAGGCCAAGUGCUCAUUUACAACGGGAAUCAAGAUGGUUUAAACACCAAGCCUUCCCAAACUCUGCAAGGAGUGUGGGCCUCCCAGGCCAUCCCUUCUGGAUUUGGUUUCACUUUAAGAGGAGAUUCAGACAUAGACAAGAAUGAUUACCCAGAUUUGAUCGUGGGCGCCUUUGGGACAGGAAAAGUAGCUGUUUACAGAGCGAGGCCAGUUGUGACGGUGGAUGCCGCGCUUGUGCUGCACCCAAUGAUCAUCAAUCUUGAAAAUAAAACUUGCCAGAUUCCAGACUUUAUGACACCUGUGGCCUGCUUUUCUUUAAGAGUGUGUGCGUCUGUAGCAGGCCAGAGCAUUCCAGACACAAUAGCUAUGGUGGCCGAGGUGCAGUUAGAUUCCCUGAAACAAAAAGGAGCCGUCAAACGAACCCUCUUCCUGAACAACCAUCAGUCUCAUCAUGUCUUCGCUCUUGAGAUAAAGAGACAGAAACCCCGUCAGUGCCAGGAUUUUAUCGUUUACCUUCGAGAUGAAACUGAAUUCCGAGAUAAAUUAUCUCCAAUCAACAUUAGUUUGAAUUACAGUUUGAAUGAAUCCACUUUUAAAGAAGGCCUGGAAGUGAGACCCAUAUUGAACUACUACAGGGAAAACGUUGUUAGUGAGCAGGCUCACAUCCUGGUAGACUGUGGGGAGGACAACCUCUGUGUUCCUGACUUGAAGCUGUCGGCUAGACCAGAUAAGCACGAGGUAAUCGCUGGAGACGACAAUCAUCUUAUGCUCAUAAUAAAUGCAAGGAAUGACGGGGAAGGCGCCUACGAAGCAGAACUCUUUGUGAUGAUACCAGAAGAGGCAGAUUAUGUCGGCAUUGAACGCAACAACAAGGAAUUGCGACCACUGAGCUGUGAGUACAAAAUGGAAAAUGUAACCAGGAUGGUGGUGUGUGACCUCGGGAACCCUAUGGUGGCUGGAACAAAUUAUUCUCUGGGCCUCCGAUUUGCAGUUCCACGUCUUGAGAAAACAAAUAUGAGCAUUAUCUUCGAUCUCCAAAUCAGAAGUUCCAACAAGGACAAUCCAGACAGCAAUUUUGUGAGUUUGCAAAUCAACAUCACUGCUGUAGCUCAAGUGGAAAUAAGAGGAGUGUCACACCCUCCGCAGAUCGUGCUGCCCAUUCACAGCUGGGAACCAGAGGAGGAGCCCCACAAAGAGGAGGAAGUUGGACCAUUGGUGGAACAUAUUUACGAGCUACACAAUAUUGGACCAAGCGCCAUCAGUGACACCAUUCUGGAAGUAGGCUGGCCAUUCUCCGCCCGGGAUGAAUUUCUUCUCUAUAUUUUUCAUAUUCAAACGCUGGGACCUCUACAGUGUCAAACAAAUCCUGAUAUCAACCCCCAGGACAUAAAGCCCGCGGCUCCCCCAGAAGACACCCCUGAGCUUAGCGCCUUUUUGAGAAACUCCACCAUCCCUCAUCUUGUCAGAAAGAGGGACGUGCCCGCGUUUGAGUUCCACAGACAAAGCCCGGCAAAGAUCCUGAAUUGCACAAAUAUUGAGUGUUUACAAAUCUCCUGUGUGGUGGGACGAUUAGGAGGAGGAGAGAGCGCCGUCCUGAAAGUCAGAGCAAGGCUAUGGGCCCACACAUUCCUCCAGAGAAAAAAUGAUCCUUAUGCUCUUGCAUCCCUGGUGUCCUUUGAGGUUAAGAAGAUGCCUUAUAAAAGUCAGCCAGCAAAACUCCCAGAAGGAAGCAUCGCGAUAAAAACAUCAGUUAUUUGGGCAACGCCAAAUGUGUCCUUCUCAAUCCCAUUAUGGGUAAUAAUACUAGCAAUACUUCUCGGAUUGCUGGUGCUGGCCCUUUUGACCUUAGCAUUAUGGAAGUGUGGAUUCUUUGACAGAGCAAGACCUCCCCAGGAUGAGAUGACGGACAGGGAACAGCUGACGAGUAGCAAGACCCCCGAGGCAUGACGAG